CAUCCGUUUUAGUUAAUAACAGUAUUUGGGUGACAACACAUCACGAGGAACUAAAACCCAUUAAAUAUAUAUAUAAAAAGAGAAGUAGAAAAAAGUCAUGGGAGUAUUAGCACCAUCUGAUACUUCUGAUCACAAUGUGGAAAGACCUAAUGUAUUCGGAGUUCGUCACUUCCAAAGCAUUCUACUGUUCUUUGGAAUGUGUUUUGGCUACUUUCUUCGUGUAAAUAUAUCAGCAGCUAUUGUUCCUAUGACACAACCCACAGCAGAUCAACCCUUUUACGAAUGGGAUCCAGCAAAGAAAAGUCUCAUCUUGUCAAGCUUCUUUUGGGGUUAUGUGGCAUGCCAGAUGCCUGCUAGUUUAAUGGCAAAACGAUUUGGUGGAAAAUUGGUUCUAGGCAUAUCGACGUGCGUCGGUUCAAUUUUAACAAUUCUAAAUCCAUUGAUUGCGGACAAGGGAGACUGGGUGUUUGUUUGCGUAAUAAGAGUUUUAAUCGGUUUUACCCAAGGUACUGUCUACCCAUGCACACACACCCUCUUGGCCAAGUGGGUUCCACGCCAAGAAAGAGGCUUCUUAUCGUGCAUUGUCUAUUCUGGUGCAGAAUUUGGAACGGCACUAUUGCUAGCCAUUAGCGGCAGCAUAUUUGAUUCUGAGAUGGGUUGGCCAGGCAUAUUUUACAUUACCGGAGCCAUUGGUAUUGUUUGGUCUUUGGUAUUCCUAAUUUUCGGUGCUGAUAGUCCGCGUAAUACAAAGUUUAUAUCCGAGGCUGAAAAGAAGUACAUUGAAUGUUCUACAGGAAGCGAUAAUCAGCAAAUCAACGCAGCCGUACCUUGGAAAACAAUAUUGACAUCAGCAUGUGUUUAUGGACUGACAGCGGCUCACGCUGGCUACACGUGGGGCUUCUACACACUCUUGAAUGAAAUACCCACAUACAUGGCAAAUGUGCUUCAUUUUAAUGUGAAAACAAAUGCUCUACUCUCCGCACUUCCCUAUUUUGUAAUGUGGAUCUUGUGUAUAGUCGUAAGUCCUAUAGCCGAUACACUAAUCAAUCGUAAUAUAACAAGCGUCACUGCAUCUCGAAAAAUAUUUAACACCAUUGGUCAAUGGGUGCCCAUGGUAUGUCUGAUAGGACUUGGUUACAUGACAGAAGAUCAAAAAACUCCAGCCAUUAUUUUAUUGACCAUAGGUGUUGGAUUGAACGCAGCUUCUUUUUGUGGUUACUUGGUAAACCAUAUGGAUCUUUCGCCCAACUUUGCCGGAUUGCUGAUGGGCAUCACGAACACGGUAUCAAAUCUUCUAUCCAUAUGUACUCCGCUUGUGGUAGGAGCUAUUGUCGUAGAUGAAGAAGAUCCCAAUGAAUGGCGUAUAGUUUUCUUUAUAACAGCGGGUGUAUAUCUGAUUUGUAAUGGUUUGUUUUUAAUAUUCGGCAAGGCUACCGUUCAACCAUGGAACAAUGUGAAUAACUCGGUUAGUACGAGCACAUCAUUAUCAAAUGACACCGAAAGUGUUCCGACAGCAAACACUGACUCUCACCCAUAAGAGAAGUAUAGUCAUGGUAGAAUUAAGAAGGUAAAGUCAUUAAAAAUAAGCAUUCCCAGCUAUGCAUUUUCUGUAAUUUACCUUGUCAAAUUACAUGACCAUCUCUGAUUUAUGUGUAAACAAUCGAUUUAUAAUUAUGAAUUUUGACAAUGAGAUGUUGUCAAAUGGAUAAUUUUGAAAAAAAAAAUUGUAAACAUAUGAUCGCAUAACUUUACCUUCUUAAUUCUACCAUGAGUAUAGUCAAAGACUGCAAUGACGUGCGUUAGACAAUGUAGUAAUUACUGACUAAUGUAAAUUGUGAAGUUUUAAGGGGCUAUAAAAUUAGGUGAAAUUAGUAUUGUAUAAUUUUUAAAUAGCUGUUAAGUUAUAGAUUAUUGUAUGCUUAUGACAAAUGUUUAUGUUUACUGAUAAGUGAGUUAGCAAUAUCCGAUAAGUGGUAAAUGCAUUUUAAAGUAUGGAAAAUUCCAAACAGCAAUAAUAUUCGCUGAUAAUAAAGGAUUUGAUAAGAUCCGCACGGAAAGAUAGCGAUGCGCGAAUUGAGUAGCAUAAACAAUUGCGCACCCUCUAGCGUAAGGACCGAACAACCUUGCGUGUGCAUUGAUCAUGGUAGAAGAAUACAGGUAGUCGCAUCGACACAGGUGCGGCUACAAUGAACUGUCAUACAAAUUCUGAAAUUGAAAAAUUUGAAUGAAAAAUCGACACAGCUGCUGAGACAUGCUGACAAUUAACUGUCAAACCAAUUUUAAAAUUGAAAAUUUUGAAUGAAAAAUUAUUCAAAUUUGUAAAAUAUAUGGAAAAUUCUUAUCAUAAUCACGUCAGAUUGGUGUCGUUUAAGAAAAUUUAUAAAGAUCUAUUAAUAA
This is a messenger RNA of Musca domestica (house fly), 2397 nucleotides long. Its product is annotated as putative inorganic phosphate cotransporter. The transcript has 3 exons. NCBI's taxonomy places the organism in Eukaryota, Metazoa, Arthropoda, Insecta, Diptera, Muscidae. Gene Ontology annotation, cellular component: plasma membrane. Gene Ontology annotation, molecular function: transmembrane transporter activity. The record is from RefSeq and is a predicted model, not a curated record. Gene Ontology annotation, biological process: monoatomic anion transport; transmembrane transport. Bases 98 to 1537 code for a protein of 479 amino acids.